Molecule: messenger RNA, 1493 nt
Organism: Helianthus annuus (common sunflower)
Lineage: Eukaryota; Viridiplantae; Streptophyta; Magnoliopsida; Asterales; Asteraceae
Product: F-box protein FBW2
Exons: 4
Coding region: 373-1296 (307 amino acids)
Molecular function (GO): protein binding
Source: RefSeq, a predicted model, not a curated record
ACUCCUCUCUGAUGAACAAUAUUUUUGGGGGGCAUUCAUUCACUAAAAAACAGAAAACAACAAGUAAACUUCUAUCCUCACAAGUUACAUAUACAACACAAAGCUUUUAUUACUUUUGUGCCUUCUUUCACACUUUGUAACCCCCUGUUUUUCUUGUUUGUUUUCUGCUCAUUUUUCAUUUCCAUCUCUGGAUUUCUUGCACAUCUUUCUAUCUUUCUCUGAUUCUUGCAAGAAACCCACAUGGGUUCUGCUAGAUUGCUAGCUGUUUGAUCCGUUAUAUACCCUUUUCAGCACAAGAACUCAGACACAUUCUGCUUGCAAGAAAUUUGGAAGAAAUUUUUGAGAUUUCAGAUGGGUCUGAAAAGAAAUUAGAUGGAAGGAGGGGUGAAUUUGAGGAACUGGGCAGAUCUAUUGCCUGAUGCACUUGGAUUAAUAUUUAGCAACUUAUCACUUCAAGAAACACUCACAGUUGUUCCGAGAGUGUGCAAAUCAUGGAACCAAGCGGUCUCGGGUCCUUACUGUUGGCAACAUAUCAACAUUCUUGACUGGAGUUAUCGGUCAAACCCGGAUCACAUUGACCAUAUGCUCCGGCUACUUGUUACCAGAAGCGGUGGUGCCCUCCGCGAGGUCACCGUCUCAGGCAUUCUGAAUGAUCUCACUUUCUCAUUUCUUGCAGAUCAUGCGCGAUCGCUACAAACAUUGCAGAUUCCAAGAUGUAACAUCACGGAUACGAUAGUGGAACAAGUAUCAAGCAAGCUUUCAGCGGUCACAUUCAUGGACUUAAGCUACUGCUGCAAGAUAAGUGCUCGUUCACUAUCGGCAAUAGGAGAGUCUUGCAAGGCACUUGUAGGGUUCCGCCGCAAUAUGCACCCUAUAGACUUAAAAGAGCGGUGGCCACAGGUGGAGGAGGCGGUGGCCAUCGCUACCACCAUGUCCAAGUUGAAGCACCUUGAACUGGCGUAUAAUUGUAUAGACACCGAAUGCGUAGUGGAGAUUAUAAACCGGUGUGACCGACUAGAGUUUUUGGAUGUUAGAGGGUGUUGGGAUGUGAAGUUGGAUCAAGAUUGGCUCGAGAAGCGGGCUCUAAUGAUCAAGGUGUUGGGCCCACAUGUCGUGGAUCAAUUCGAGGGUCAUAGUUGCUCGGAUUCGGACUCGUUAUUUGAUUAUGAAAGCUUGGAUGAUGGAUUAUGGGAUGACGACGAUGAUGAUGAAGACGAUGAAGAUCCGGUUGGAGGGAGGUUGGAACUUAGGUUUUAUGAAGGGUUUGGUGAGAACUAUGGGAAUGGUUGGGUUUGAGGGAUUUUGGGAAAAGAAAUAUUGUAUCAUCCUAAACUUCCUUAAAAAUAAUCCUCCAAACUUAUUAUAUUUGGUAAAACUUUGAAGGAUAUGAUAUUUACUUUUUUGGAAACUACUUGUUUCUAAAGACUUGGAAAGGCGUCAAAUUUUAGUAAUGUGUGAUAUAUGAUGGUUGUUUGAAGGGUUUGUUUAUGUAA